Molecule: messenger RNA, 498 nt
Organism: Acaromyces ingoldii
Lineage: Eukaryota; Fungi; Basidiomycota; Exobasidiomycetes; Exobasidiales; Cryptobasidiaceae
Exons: 1
Coding region: 46-498 (150 amino acids)
Molecular function (GO): DNA binding
Source: RefSeq, a predicted model, not a curated record
UCUGCCGCAGCUCUGAACCACCAUAUCUCUCUCCAAUCGCCUCCAAUGCCUCCCAAAAAAAGCCAAGCUCUUGCUGAGAUCACCCUUAAUGAAUCUAUGGUCCAAGAAGCGGUGCAAAAGGUACGCAAUGGAGCGUCAACAGCCUUCAAAGCAGCAAAGGAGUACGGUGUCAACCGCCACAAGGUCCUUCGACGUCUUCGAGGCAUUCCUUCAGCACUAGAGGCAAUGAAGCAGAGAAAGAAGCUCUCAGACAUAGAGGACAAGGCACUGUGUGAGUGGGUGGUGCGGUGGGGCAUCUUGGGAUGGGCUCCAACAAAGGAGGAGCUCGAAGAGCAUGCCAGCAUGCUUGCAAAAUUGCCAUUUGCCCCAGGAUGGGCUAAUCGGUUCCUGGAGCGACACAAAGAGUUCAGCUAUCGCCGAAUCAAUGCCCAGACCGAGGCUAGGAUCUGGGCAUUGACCUUGCCAAAGAUUGAAGCGUACUAUGAACUGGUGAGUUGA